UGACUUCAGACGCCAUUUUGUCAGCCAUUUCCUACGCUGAUCCAUUGCCAGCGUCUGUCUGCACAGCUCGGGACGCACCGUCCGGCCUCAGCAGCAGCAGCAGCAGUAGCUCUCCCCUACCCACCCGGGCUCGGUAGACUGUAGCGGACCGCCAACUCCACUGGUACCCGGGUGGAUGACAGACUAGCCCCGUUGUCGGUCUGCACCCAGAGAAGGACCCUCUCCGCGAGGCGCCUGGCCCCGCGGGACAGAGACGGAGAGCAAGCGGCACGAGUCGCAGGCAGACAUGGCUUUGAAGAUUGUUAAAGGGAGCAUCGAUCGGAUGUUCGAUAAAAACCUCCAGGAUUUAGUACGUGGCAUUAGGAACCACAAGGAAGAUGAGGCCAAAUACAUCUCCACGUGCAUCGACGAGAUCAAACAGGAGCUCAAGCAGGACAACAUUGCUGUCAAGGCCAACGCCGUGUGCAAGCUCACCUACCUUCAGAUGCUGGGCUACGAUGUCAGCUGGGCUGCGUUCAACAUUGUUGAAGUCAUGAGUUCCUCUAAGUUCACAUACAAGAGGAUCGGUUACUUGGCAGCCUCGCAGUGCUUUCACGAGAGCACAGAUGUCAUCAUGCUGACAACCAAUCAGAUCCGAAAGGAUCUCAGUAGUCCCAACCAGUAUGACACAGGUGUUGCCCUAACAGGCCUGUCUUGUUUCGUCACCCCUGAUCUGGCUCGUGAUCUGGCUAACGACAUCAUGACCCUGAUGUCCCACACUAAGCCCUACAUCAGGAAGAAAGCCGUGCUGAUCAUGUAUAAGGUGUUUUUAAAGUACCCGGAGUCUUUACGCCCCGCUUUCCCAAGACUCAAGGAGAAACUGGAGGACCCAGAUCCAGGUGUCCAGUCAGCAGCGGUCAAUGUCAUAUGUGAGCUGGCGAGGAGGAACCCCAAGAACUACCUGUCUCUGGCCCCGCUUUUCUUCAAGCUGAUGACCUCUUCUACCAAUAACUGGGUUCUCAUUAAGAUCAUUAAACUGUUUGGAGCUCUUACGCCUCUGGAGCCAAGGUUGGGGAAGAAGCUUAUUGAACCCUUGACAAACCUAAUCCACAGUACCUCUGCCAUGUCUCUGCUGUAUGAAUGUGUCAACACCGUGAUCGCAGUGUUGAUUUCUUUGUCCUCUGGGAUGCCCAACCACAGCGCUAGUAUCCAGCUCUGUGUGCAGAAACUGCGAAUCCUGAUCGAAGACUCGGACCAGAACUUGAAAUACUUGGGCUUGCUCGCCAUGUCUAAGAUUCUGAAGACCCACCCCAAGUCGGUGCAGUCUCACAAGGACCUCAUCCUCCAGUGUCUGGAUGACAAAGAUGAAUCCAUUCGUCUCAGAGCGUUGGACCUGCUCUAUGGCAUGGUUUCUAAGAAGAACUUGAUGGAGAUUGUGAAGAAGCUGAUGCUGCACGUGGACAAAGCAGAAGGCACCACUUACAGGGAUGAGCUGCUCACCAAGAUCAUUGACAUUUGCAGCCAGAGCAAUUACCAAUACAUCACCAACUUUGAAUGGUACAUCAGUAUCCUGGUGGAGCUGACCCGAUUAGAGGGCACACGGCACGGUCACCUCAUCGCCUCUCAGAUGUUGGACGUGGCCAUUCGGGUCAAAGCGAUCCGAGCGUUCGCGGUGGCUCAGAUGGCCACUCUGCUGGACAACGCCCACCUGUUGACGGGGAACACGCAGCGCAACGGCAUCUGCGAGGUGCUGUACGCGGCAGCCUGGAUCUGCGGCGAGUUCUCGGAACACCUAGAGAACCCGAUGCAGACACUAGAGGCCAUGCUGCGGCCCAAGGUGGCCACGCUACCUGGCCACAUCCAGGCUGUGUAUGUUCAGAACGCAGCCAAGCUGUUUGCCACGGUGCUGAAGGGCCAGGAGGGCGACGCAGACGGCACAGCCGCACAGGAAGCCAGCCAGCUAAUGAUCGACAGGCUGCCGCUGUUCGUGCAGAGCGCCAACCUCGAAGUCCAGGAGAGGGCGUCCUGCAUCCUGCAGCUGGUCAAGUACAUCCAGAAGCUGCAACAGAAGGAUGUGGAAGUGGCAGAGGAAGUCAGUGCGCUGUUUGCUGGAGAACUCAACCCUGUGGCCCCCAAAGCCCAGAAGAAGGUUCCUGUUCCUGAAGGCCUGGACCUGGACGCCUGGAUCAACGAGCCGCCGUCUGAAAGCGAGUCUGAGGACGAGCAGCCCAAGGCCAUUUUUGCGAAGGAGGAGACGAAACACUCGCGACCUCGCCACACCGAGGUGGACGAGAAAGAGCUCGCAAGGAGGAGGGAAGCCAGGAAGCAGGAGCAGGCCAACAAUCCUUUCUACAUCAAGGCUUCCCCGUCCUCUCAAAAGGUUUAUCAAGAUGCUCCUGGGGUGGAGCACAUCCCAGUUGUGCAGAUUGACCUCAAUGUGCCUCUCAAAGUUCCAGGUCUGCCUAUGUCUGACCAGUAUGUGAAACUGGAGGAAGAGCGCCGCCAGAAAGCGAGAGCGGACAAGAAGAAGAAGGAAAAGAAGAAGAGGAAAGAAAAGCGCAGCGGCCGGGGGAAGAAACACGAUUCGGGUCCGGAGAGCGAGGAGGACAUCGCUCCAGCACACAUGGUGGACAUUGUUACAGAGGAGAUGCCAGAGAAUGCCUUACCCAGCGAUGAUGAUGAAAGGGACCCCAGUGACCCCCACAAAGCUCUGGACAUCGACCUGGACAAUUUGAUGGAGUCGGCUGGGCGCAGGCCUCUUGCAGACAGCGAGAAGCUGCCCGUCAGGUCACACCGUGCAGCUGAGGCCCAGAAAAGCCCAACAGACGGAGAAACCGAGAACGCAACUUUGCAGGAACCCAAGAAGAAGAGCAGCAAAGAAAAGAGGGAGAAGAAGAAAGAUAAAGACAGAGAUCGGAAGAAGAGCAAAGAAGAGAAAAAGAAGAAAAAACACAAAGAUGAGGACAAGGAGGAGGAUCUUCUCGGGGGCCAGGCUGACGAAGCUGUGCUCCAAUCUGAAGAAACGAGUCAAGUGGCAGCACCGCCAACUUCCGCUUCUACCCCUGCAGAGGUUUCGGAUCUGGAUUUCUGGCUCUCAAACGCUCCAGUGCCCUCUAACACCCAGGAAGCGGCUGCAGCAGCAGAAGCGGCCCCAGAGCCCUCCGUCACAGCGCCCGACUCUGAGCCAGAUGAACCCAAAGACACAGAAAUAGAGGAGACGAAGUCCUCAAAACACAAGAAGAAGAAGCAGAAAAAGGAAAAGGAGGAUAAGAAAAAGAAGAAGAAGCAUCAUCACCAUCACCACCAUAGUGACGGAGGCGGGGAAGAGUCGGUUCAGAACGGCACCGUCGAGGAGGAGGAGCCCCUCCCGCCAAUGUCCAAUUACUGCCUGCUGGCUGAGAACUCCUACAUCAAGAUGAUGAAGGAAGAUGCUGAAGAGGUGUAUGACAUCCAGGGGAACCUGCAGGAUGGCAGCCAGGUGGUUGUGUCGGUUAUAUUUGAAAACAAGUGCAGCAGCUUCCUCAAAUCCAUGGAGUUCAACGUGUUGGACUCUCUGAACUCCAAACUGCAGAGGCCAGAGGGCUCGGGUCCGCACGACGGCCUCGUCGUCCCCUUCCAGCUUCCUCCAGGAGUGUCCAAUGAGGCACGGUUUGUCUUCACUGUGCAAAGCAUCGUAAUGCCGCAGAAACUGAAGGGAACUCUAACCUUCAUUGUUAAGAAUGAAGACGGCUCAACUCAUGAGAAACUGGACUUUAAACUGCACUUUACCUGCACCUCCUACCUAAUCACUACUCCUUGUUACAGCGACGCGUUUGCAAAACUUCUGGAGUCGGGAGACCUGAAGAGCAGCUCGAUCCGCCUGGAGGGAGUUAAUAUGCCCUUCCACCAUCUGCUGGCCAGGAUCUGCUUUCACCACCACUUCUCAGUUGUGGAGAGGAUCGACUCCUGUGCCUCCAUGUACAGCAGGUCCAUCCAGGGUCACCACGUCUGUCUGCUGGUCAAAACCUCUGGUGAGACGGUGUCCAUCGACGCAAAAUGCGACGAGCCGACGCUGCUCGGGAAUGUGCUGGAUGAGAUCAAGCAGACCUUCUCUCAGUGCUGAUGUUUCUGACGACCCCAGGGUGACCCCCGACCCCUCCGUGCCACCCGCUCCCUCAUUAAAGCAACACAAUCGCGUUACGAAACACUGCGGCUGGCACUUCCAGCUUCACCCUAUUUAUUAGUCCUCAGAUUUUCAAGAUUUCCUCCUGCUCACCUCACCCCGGUGCCCCCUCACCGUUUCCUCCUCUGCACUCUCAGCUCCGUGGUCACUCACUCGUGCUCUCCGUUGUUUUACAGACUCACCGUCUACACGCUUCGUCUUCUCUGCGGUGGACUUUGAUUUUUUACUCGUGUUUUUUUUUUUUUUCCAGCUCCUCCUUCCUCCAGAUUUGCCUCGCGUCCCCUGCUCUCUCCGGCCUUACCCCUCCGCCCUCCCCGCUCUGCUGGCAGUUCAUUCUGUGACAGUCGUGUAAUGUAACAACUGGAUGUUUUGCUGUUGAUGGUUGAAUUGUACUUUCACUGUUUUGAGGUUUUAUGUUUUCGUCUGUAGUUUGUUUUUGUUUGAUCUACGGGUUUCUUCUCUUUCGUUUGACGCCCGUCUGCGCCUUUGUCUCGACUCCUCACUUCCUGCUUACUGUCAUCAGCGCAGCUCUGCUCGGUGGGCCUGGCAAAACAAUGCGACCGACUCUUUUGUUUCCAACUGGGUUCUAGCUGGGAGAAUGUAGAACUCUAACCUGGUCCCUCACAUGGUGAAUGAAGACUACAUAUUUGGGCAGCUGCAUCGAUAAUGAAGCAGGGAUGAAACCAAAGCUAAAUACACUAAACGGCGUUAAAGGUUUAAUAAAAAGCUAUCCCUAAUUUCUUAUCACCAAUGGUCAUAGCUGAUGUGGCGUUAAAAAAAAAAAAGACUUAAUGGUUAUGUUGUUUCUUUCUUCUUUUUUUUCUCUGUGCCUUUUCUCUUACUGUCUACUCAAGCCCUUCAGAAGAAUUUACAUAUCAUUCCUUCCAUAACUAAAACUGAUUAUUAUUGUUAUAUAGUAAAACUGACCACCAGGAAGGAAUAUACUCUAUCAGACGAGGUUUAGGCGUCCUAUGGUCCAGUAUUGGGUAAAUCCCACCGCGAGGAAGCUCCUCCUCCUCCUCCUCAUCCUCCUUGUGUUCGUGUGAAAUAUUUCCACCCGUGCCACUUGAACAUUUGCAUCACGGUUGUUCCGCCCAUGUCAGCCAGCACCCAGGUGACAUCCCUGGUGUUUCCCUGCCCUUCAGGAAACUGCCUUGCCUCUUUUCAUGCACUUUUGUGUCAUUUAGAAGUACGUUUUUCUUUUUUUCUUUGCUCCCACUUAGAUAAAUUUCUUGAUUUGUUUAUCUAGAUUUGAGUUAUUCAUUUUUGACUGCUUACCCUGUUUAGCAAGAUAAAAAAAAACAACAACUCUGUUCUUAUAUACUGUUAAGGCCCCUCCUUUGCAUCAGUCUGCUGUUGUAGAUAAUUAUGAUGAUGAUGAUGUCUGUGACCAGCAGGUCGGCCAUUCCACUUGAUAUUCAGUCUAGUUGUAGAGUCUGAAUACAGAGGUGAUUCGUUGUUUUUCAGGAAUGUCAAAAGAAAAUGACCAUGUAUGUAUUCCUUGUUCCUGAAAACAACCUCAGUGACUCCAAGAAAACUUGUCUCAUCAUUCAUUAUGAUCAUUAUGUGCAUAAAAUUAGAAUAAAAUCUGUAUAUUGCAUGAUUAGGAAUGUAAUUUUUUUUAUAUUUUCUUCUGUUAUUGUUUGAUCACAAGACAUGCUUAGACACAGUCAUUCCAUGAUGUUGUUUUUUUUAUUAUCCCCCCUAAGUAAUUUGUUUACUUGAUCAUUCUCUAUUUUCAAUGACAUUGUGUUUUUUCUUUUUUCUUUUUUUUUUUAACCUGUUCAGACGCGAUAUCAUGGAUGUUUUAAAUUAUUAAGGAAGGAAGAGUUGCGUGUCAUCACACCCAGGGCACAGGGCUGAGGUUUGGAAGUUCAGCUGAAGCAGUGUACCGAGAAGCAACCCACUGUCUCAAUUCUCUAUUUGUUUAGUUCAUUGUGAAGUCUUUUACCAAGUUUGGCUUGUGACAUUGAAAUAUACUCUCAAAUGAAAGGGUCAAUAUUUUCUAUCUCCUCCAUAUUCAGUAAUCAAGCUUACAGUAUCAUGAUGUCAAGAGGACGACAUAAAUUAUAUACUCUCCCUUUAAAGUCCACCACAAUUAGAAGUCAAUGCUGGGAGAAGCUUCUGUAGUCUUUUUUUUGUGUUACAAAAAUAAAUCAAUAAAAUCUUGCGUAUACCAAAUGGU
Fundulus heteroclitus (mummichog) is the source of this 6326-nucleotide messenger RNA. RefSeq names its product adaptor related protein complex 3 subunit delta 1 (gene ap3d1). Gene Ontology annotation, cellular component: membrane coat; terminal bouton; AP-3 adaptor complex. The transcript is spliced from 35 exons. NCBI's taxonomy places the organism in Eukaryota, Metazoa, Chordata, Actinopteri, Cyprinodontiformes, Fundulidae. Gene Ontology annotation, biological process: synaptic vesicle membrane organization; Golgi to vacuole transport; neurotransmitter receptor transport, postsynaptic endosome to lysosome. The record is from RefSeq and is a predicted model, not a curated record. The coding region runs from base 287 to 4081 and encodes 1264 amino acids.